UUAUUUGGAAGACAGAAGAGAGAGGUCCUCCAUCCGCUGGCUCACUCCCCAGAUGGCGGCGUUGGCCGGGGCUGGGCCAGGCGAGGCCAGGAGCCAGGGGCUUCUUCCGGGUCUCCUACGUGCGUGCAGGGGCCCCGGCCGCCCGCAGGGAGCUGGACGGGAAGUGGGGGCAGCGCGACGGGCCUGGCGGCGCCGGCCCAGGGCGGCCUUCCUAGGGGCCCUCGGUGAAGAGCCCCGCCGGCCCCCGCGGGGAGAUCUCGGCUGGGCGCACGGACGUGGGCUCCCGGCACUGCCUCCCGCCGGGUCCUCGGUGGGCAUCUCCGCGGCGCGGCGCCCAGGCCGACCGCGCGGAUGUCGCGCCCCACGAGGCGUCGCUGAGGCUCCCCGAGACGACGCAGCCCCAGCGCCAGGCCGCCUCCCUGGGACCUCUGACGCCUCGGCUCGAGGGCCACCACUGUCCGACCUGGAGCUUCGAGCUCUUGAUUGGUCAGCGUGCGAGAAAAGGGGCGGGAAGAAGGGGGCGUGGCGAGAGGCGCCACGAUCGGCGUGUGGGCGGUCCAAUGGCUCGGCCACGGCGGCCAAUGGUGACAGCGCGGAGGCUGAGGUCUCAGGGCUCCGGGCCGCGGCGGGCCGGCCGCGGGGCAGGAUGGGCACGCAGGGCAGCCCGGUGAAGAGCUACGACUACCUGCUCAAGUUCCUGCUGGUGGGCGACAGCGACGUGGGCAAGGGCGAGAUCCUGGAGAGCCUGCAGGACGGCGCGUCCGAGUCGCCGUACGCCUACAGCAACGGCAUCGACUACAAGACCACCACCAUCCUGCUGGACGGGCGGCGCGUCAAGCUGGAGCUGUGGGACACGUCGGGCCAGGGCAGGUUCUGCACCAUCUUCAGGUCCUACUCCAGGGGCGCGCAGGGCAUCCUCCUGGUGUAUGACAUCACCAACCGCUGGUCCUUCGACGGCAUCGACCGGUGGAUCAAGGAGAUCGACGAGCACGCUCCUGGGGUCCCCCGGAUCCUGGUGGGGAACCGGCUCCACCUGGCCUUCAAGCGGCAAGUGCCGACGGAGCAGGCGCGCGCCUACGCCGAGAAGAACUGCAUGACGUUCUUUGAGGUCAGCCCCCUGUGCAACUUCAACGUCACCGAGUCGUUCACCGAGCUGUCACGCAUUGUGCUCAUGCGGCACGGCAUGGAGAAGAUCUGGAGGCCCAACCGAGUGUUCAGCCUGCAGGACCUCUGCUGCCGCGCCAUCGUCUCCUGCACCCCUGUGCACCUCAUCGACAAACUCCCGCUGCCCGUCACCAUCAAGAGCCACCUCAAGUCCUUCUCCAUGGCCAACGGCAUGAACGCGGUCAUGAUGCACGGACGCUCCUACUCCCUGGCCAGCGGGGCCGGGGGCAGCGGAAGCAAGGGCAGCAGCCUCAAGAGGUCCAAGUCCAUCCGGCCCCCCCAGAGCCCGCCCCAGAACUGCUCUCGCAGCAACUGCAAGAUCUCCUAGCAGGCCUGCGAGACUGGACGCACGCUCCUGCCGGGCGCCGGGCCUGCUGUGGGCAGGGACUUUGGCCACCGGGCCCCGCCACGGAGGCUGCAGGUGGAGGGAGGGGCUGCAGGCGGCCGUGUGCUGGUCUGAAGGCCCUGGGGGGCCUGGCUGCCGCCCUGAUGGGCUCUGCUGGGACUCGGGAAGGGACUGUGGGAGUGAUGGAGUCUCCGAGGGGCUGCGGUCCGUUCCCUCGGAGGGGCUGGGCUGCUGCCCAGGGGCCCUCUGGAAGCUGCGCUCGGUGACCAAGCCGGCAGGCCGGGCUCCUGCCGCCUCCCCUGGGAGGUGCACACCAGGACUCGCUUGGGCCCAGGCCCCUCCCGCGUGGGCGGGGCUGGGGCUCUACUGUGAGGGUGGAGUGGCCUGGGGGCAGCUCGCGUCCUCUGACCUCAGCGUGGAACUGGACACCUAGGCCUCCUGUGCUGGGCGCCCUGGUGCAGUGGGGCCUGGCCCCUCGCUGCUGUCGAAGCUGCCAGCUGUCCCUGCCCGGGAUGCGCCCUCCCGGCCCCGACCCUGCCACGGCCUCCUUGGUGCUCAUCUCUACCUCCCGCCCUCGUCACGAUGUGGGUUCAGCACGGCAGUGUGGACGCCGGGCAGAGGCCACUGCUGGGGCUGCCAGCGAGGCCCCUUCCUUUGGCGUGGUGGGGGGAAGCCCACGUCCCCGCGCACGGGCUCAGCACUAGCUCACUGCUGUCUCACUCCCCACGCUGGGUUCCGAGCUGUCCUUUGUACAGUAAAUGUGGUUCCUGUGA
Messenger RNA from Oryctolagus cuniculus (rabbit), 2283 nucleotides. The record is from RefSeq and is a predicted model, not a curated record. Lineage: Eukaryota; Metazoa; Chordata; Mammalia; Lagomorpha; Leporidae.